UUUUCAAGUAAAAUUAACAAUUUUAAUUAAUUUUAUUAGAUAUAUCGUUGGAAACAAAUGCUGAUACAGCUGCGUUUGUCAGUUGACAGUUUAAAUCGUGUGUAGUUUGUAUCGUUGAUCGCUGCAUUAUUUUAUCAAAGGAAAAAACGUUUUUCUGCAUUCGGUAAUGUUUAAGGUAAUUACUAAGUUGUUGGUCUGAUAAAUGAAAUUAACAUGUAAAGGACGGUUUUUUUUUCAGAUCACUUUGAAGUAAAAUUAAGAUGCACCUAUCAACAUUGGAGUUUUAAUUUUGUAUUUGUUUGCGGCAAGAUGUACCAGCCUGAACAGAACCGAAAUGAUACCAGUCAAGGUAUGCAUUUCCACGUGCAUCAGUGUAUUUGCACGAGCCCUUUGUACAAUCCCUACCGGCAGCCGCUUCUCGCGCAGUACGUCCCUCCACCUGUACCGAGACCUUACAACCUUGCUCAUUACCAAUACACCACCUACAAUAUGCCCUACAACAUCCCGGUGUUCAAUGCCAAUGCUAUAGCCCAUCAGAUCCCAUCUACCACUCCUUCCGGUAUACCAAUUCCGGAUCCUGUGGGAUCUGAAAGAAGAGAGGCGCGCGAAGUUGGUGAGAGUCUAAGGACUGCUGAGGAUGUCGAAGAUUUUGGAACAAUGCCCAAUGAUGCUAACACCGAGGACUUUACCAAGUUCUUAGAGCAGGGUUGCAUCAUAGCUGAGAAGAUUGCUAUUAGAAACCAGCAUCGGCCUUGCUUCAAGAACAUCCAGAACCUUUGCAAUCGAACCAAGAACGAGAUCUUGAAACCCAGUCACACCGUUUCCAACAUCCAUUCUCAAGGAAUACCUUGGGCAACCAAGGACUUCAUUUAUGCCUACGUGCGACUCAUCAACUGUUGGCACAUGCUCAAAGGUUACUUGCAGGCCAAAGACGGUACUUUGGGCAACAUUGAUUGUGAGUUAACAGCAGAAUUCAAGAGUUGCUACGCCGUUUGGGAGAGUCACACUAAAGAUCUGGCAGAACACAUGAUCCGGAUCUUUUCGAACCUAGACAACAAUGUAAGCAAUCCCAUUCCAAAUCAAACCUUUGUAAACCGAACGCGGGUUGUUAGACCGGUGCCCUUGGAACCCAUCGAGGUGCCGUUGCCUACAGCAACUCAACCUUUAGCAACAGAAGAGACGAAUCAGUUCUCGGAAACGACCACAGAGCCAUCCCCUCGUGAAGAAGAGUCCGAUGGUGAGUCGCGCGUCUACAUGAAGCCAGGAAGCUACAGCGUACCAAAGAAACCCAAUUCUGAUAACAGUUCACCUUCGAUAGAAUUCUUCGAAACGGCCAAAAACAUAUCGUGCCAUUACAAGAAAUUAGAAGCCAAAAAACAGAAUGAAGCUAAUGAUAGUGAUUGGAAGAAUGCCAUCACAGCUACCUCCAAUUUGAUCAAGAAGAACAGUUCGUAUUCUGGGGAUGCGGUUGAAGAUAUAGUGAGCGUGGAUAACGUUAGGAAGUGGUUGUACAGCGAUCACUUCGAUCAGCAGAACCUCGUCUACUCUCUUUCAGAUCUGAGGAGUAUUUUGCCGGAUAGACCUGUGACAGUUUUACAAAGAAAUGAAACUAAGAAUAAAGAAGAGUUGAGAAGCUUUGGUUUUGAUGAGGUUGCUAUAACCGGACUUCUGGAGGAUCUGGAGAAAACUGAUCUGAAUCAAACACUGCUCAACAAAAUGUCCAUCCACAAAGAUUCGCCGGACAAUUUGCAGAGCAUUAUACAUAAGCACAACUGUAAAAUGUACAAGACUCAAUCAGCGAUCAUACAGGAUCUUAGGAGGCUAGUCCAUCAUGCCCAAAUGAUGUUCAAUGGUGAUAUGGAUGUUCUGAAGCAGAUCAAAGUGUUUACUGGAGUAUUGGACGAUGCCCUGCAGAGAUUCCAUCCGGAAGGGACGAUGGAGGAGAUCCUCGGUCUGGACCUGAACGACGUUGACAUCAGUAUCAAUAAGGGCUAAACGGAGUUGACGAGUCAUCGACGAGACGAAAAAAAAAA
This is a messenger RNA of Nicrophorus vespilloides, 2033 nucleotides long. RefSeq lists its product as uncharacterized. The coding region runs from base 310 to 1995 and encodes 561 amino acids. The transcript is spliced from 3 exons. NCBI's taxonomy places the organism in Eukaryota, Metazoa, Arthropoda, Insecta, Coleoptera, Silphidae. The record is from RefSeq and is a predicted model, not a curated record.